AUGUCCCUUUCACCUGAACCACCGUUUGCGGGCUCCUCGUCUGCGUCUGCGCCAGCGCCCGCACAGGCUCAUCCCCAGAUACCCAUCGAAGGAUCCUUGCAAUCGACGGCGCCUGGUGCACAGCGACCAACACUGACGAAUACGCACAUACGGAGCGUGGCGGACGCGCAGAAGCUGUUCUAUGCGGUGCAACUCGGGAUGCUGCCCAAGAUCGAGCGGCGGCUGGAUGCGGUCGAGCGGAAACGGCUGCGGCCGGGGGACGUGUACGUCUGGGAGGAGCGUGGCGCAACAGGACUGUUUGCGGGGGCGUCUGCGGGCGUCGCGGUCGUCGGUAUCGAGCGGUGGACGGAGGGCCUCAGCUGGAGCGCGAGCCGGAUAAGAGACGAAUUCCUCAUCUACUUUGAGAAUGUCAAGAAGAAAGAGCGCGGAGUCGACCGUGAAGGACAUCGUGCAAGGUACGUCAUCCAUCCUCGACCUGUGCUUUCACCAUUCACCCAGGUAUACAGAAGCUUGGAAAAUCAAGUCUUGCGCGAAGGCGACCGAGACAUGUAUAUCAAGCAGACGUACUCGGUGCUACGCCUCGACCCGAGAAAGUGGCAUCUUAAUGCAUAUUUCACGAAGUCGACUGAGGGCAAUCUCAACACGAUCGACACAAUCCCUUGGCUAAGGGACCUUGAGGUACCAGAAGGGAUCUUCACGUCCGCUCGCCAAUCGAAG
Phanerochaete carnosa HHB-10118-sp is the source of this 717-nucleotide messenger RNA. RefSeq lists its product as uncharacterized. The annotation marks the transcript as partial. Gene Ontology annotation, molecular function: DNA binding. The record is from RefSeq and is a predicted model, not a curated record. The transcript is spliced from 5 exons. Lineage: Eukaryota; Fungi; Basidiomycota; Agaricomycetes; Polyporales; Phanerochaetaceae.